Closterium sp. Yama58-4 is the source of this 1287-nucleotide messenger RNA. The record is from the annotation of a GenBank genome assembly. Lineage: Eukaryota; Viridiplantae; Streptophyta; Zygnematophyceae; Desmidiales; Closteriaceae.
GGAGAAGGCAAAGGGGCGGCAGGCAGUGCCAGUGGCGGAGCUCAUGGCCGCCUCCAGGGACGCCAACCUGCUCGCCUCCGUCAUCAGGUUCCAGGUGCCCCAGGACGAGCGCAGCAUGGGGGGGGCGCCACUGCAGCAGUUUGCAUGUGGGUGGAGCAGCAUGGAGACCCUCGCCAAGCACAACCUCGUCCUCAAAACCGCCCAUCCGCCCAGCUAUGCGCUGUCGGAGGAGGGCCAUGGCGUGGCGGUGGACUGCCUGCGCCGCUCCAAGAUGCCGCUGCCCCCCGCCGCUGCUGCUCUGCUGCCAGCACUACCCACGGACACGGGGGGGGAGCGGUGGGCAGACAGGCAGUGCAGUGGUCGGCGCAGGUGCUCAACAACCCCUCCGCCAUGCUCGACCUCCCAGGCAGCAGCGGGGUGGAGAGCGAGGAGGACUGGCAGGUGCCGCCACUGGCAGCGGGGGAGCGCUUCUCAGACGCCUAUGACGUCAUCAUCUUCAUUGACAACCGCGACAGCGAGUGCCACGGGCCCGUGUUUGCCAACCAGCUGUCGGCGCAGUUUGGCCUCGCCACUGAGGUGCACGCGCUGCCAGCGGGCGAUGCCAUGUGGGUGGCGCGGCACCGGGGCAGCGGGCGGGACUACGUGUUGGACUUCAUAGUGGAGUUCACGCGCGCACACGACCUUUGGAUGGCCAUCAAGUCCUCCCGCUUCCGCGACCAGCGCCUGCGCCUCCAGAGGUGCGGCGUGCGGCGUCUGUUGUGCCUGGUGGACGGCUCACUGGACGACCUCAUCGCCUCCGACCCCAACCGAGCAGCCAUGAUCUCAGCGGAGAUGGAGGAGGGGGUGGACAUACAGCAGACGGCAUCGCUGCACGACACCAAGCACCGCUACCUCGACAUCACCACUGCGCUCACCCGCCGCUACAACGACGCCGCUGCCGCCCUGCACCACCACCUGCAGCAGCACGCGCACGCGGGCGGAGCGUCCCCGUCGCCCCCUCCACCCUGCCCGCUGUACGGCGAGUUCGUGGCGACGUGCCGCUCCGUGCAGUCCGACUCCGUCAGCAACCUCUUUGGCCACCUGCUGCUGCAGGUGCGCUCGGUCUCAGUGGACACGGCCAUCGCUGUGCUGCGCCGCUUCCCCUCCCUAAGGGCGCUCGUCAAUGCCUACCAGCUCAUGGAGGGCAACCCAGAGGGGCAGGCAUUGCUGCUGACGCGCAUAGCAGUGAAGGGCCGGCGGAUAAGCGAGGCCGUCAGCCGCAAGGUGUACGAAAUCGUCUGGACCUAG